AUGCAGAGGACAACUUCACUUAUAUUCCUUGUUCUUAUCAUGUUUACCUCAGUUGUAAAUCAGAGUAGAGCUUCAAUAUGCUAUGAGACUCUAGGAAUUUGUGAUUUAAACUGUAGCCAGCGAUGCCAGGCCAAAUAUGGACCAUCAGUUCAUGUCCAAUGUACGAAUGGGCAGUGCACAUGCUUCUACCAGUGUGGACCACCGCCUAAAGUGUGCUAUGGUGGGGCUGGUUUCUGCUCUGACGAUUGUAAUGGGGACUGCUGUAAUAUGAAUUGUGCAAACAAGUAUCUUGCUGGACAUGGAUCUUGUCUCACGCUUGUGAUCAACAAAAAUUCUCACAUCCAACAGAAGCUGAACGCAUCCAAUUAA
Eruca vesicaria subsp. sativa (arugula) is the source of this 369-nucleotide messenger RNA. NCBI's taxonomy places the organism in Eukaryota, Viridiplantae, Streptophyta, Magnoliopsida, Brassicales, Brassicaceae. The record is from the annotation of a GenBank genome assembly.